CAGGACUAUAAUUUUAACCAGGAAAGACAAGAUUAUAUUCUUCUGCUCUUAUUGUCCUAUCCUUUGCCUUCCUAGUUCCGCCCGGCCGGACUGAACAAUGCAACCUCUUUGUCGAACCUGUGUCUUAUUUGUAACCUGCAUAAAUAGUAAUCUUCUUAUUGACAAUUCUCGUUGGAGGAUCUUAUUGGUUAAGGGAACUGUUAUUGCCCUCAAAUUUAUACUUUCGUUAUGACUGUUGAAACAGUUACAAAAUUAGAACAGAGAGAAAAAAUAAUUAAAAAAACCAAGAAAUGGUUAAACGAACGAUUGGGGAAUGAUGUUGAUAAUCUAAUGCUUGUUAAUGAAAUUUAUGAAGAUUGGUCAAAAAAAAAAAAUCAGCUUGAGCGUUCGCUGGCUUCUGUUAGUUCUGAGGUCCCCUCCAAAGUGUCAGAUGCUGCUCGAAAUGUUGAUGAUGCCUGCAUUUUUAUUAAUAAAACAUUGGCAGAAAUUGAUGGUAUGCUCGAAAAAAUUAAGAACCAAACAGUGUGUUCUGAAAAAUUGUAUUGGAACCUUAAGGAAUAUUUUGACAAAAUCAAUGAACUUGACAGAUUUUUAUCAUAUCUUAAGGUUCUUAAAACAGCACAGGAAGCAAGUAAUAGUCUAAAGAGUAAUUUAUCCACUCAAGAUGUAGAUAAAUCAAUAUUCGAAUAUAAUUUGUUGUGCAAUACUUCUCUCAGCCUAAUGGAUUCUAAAUGCACACAUUUAAAAGACUUUCUGUUUCAAACUACUAAAUAUUGGAAUGGGAUUUUAAAAGAAAUCAUAUCUAAUGAAUUCACCAAUAUAAUGAAAUCAGUUAACUGGCCGAUAGUGGGUACCAAUCUGGCUUCAUCACCUUCAACUGAUGCAUUAACUCGCUUCCAAAAUUGUGUGGGCCAUCUAUUGAAAAUUCAGUUACCUGCAGAGCUGAAAGACAAGCCUGUAGUGAGUUCCAGUUUGCAAGUUUCUUUUCCAAGUCUGACAUUGCCAAUAAUACAACUUCUAAUACCUUUGAGAAAAAGGUUCUUGUACCAUUUUACUGGCUCUCGACAGACAAAUAGGAUUGAUAAACCAGAGUGGUAUUUUACUCAGAUUUUAUCAUGGAUUAGAGAUCAUGAAAAUUUCCUUCAGACUUGGGUUCAACCAAUUUAUAAUGACUUGAAUGUCGACAAAGUUGUUGUGGUUGAAUUCAUGUGUGGAUUGGUACAGAUGAGUGUUGAGAAACUUCAAUGCGAUUUAGAGGAAGUUCAGUACGAUGAUACCCUUUUCUCACACACUGUGGAUGAGGCUCUUGGCUAUGAAAGAGAACUGAGACAAGUCCAUUCUUAUCCAUUAUCCCUUCCUGGACCACUUCAUGUAUUGACACAGGCUCAGCUUUUUGUUAAGUGGAUCAGGAUGGAAAAAAAGUUUGCUAGAGAGAAAAUGGAUGCAAUGCUUAUAUCUGACAGUGCAUGGUACACUUUAAGUGGACUGGACGAUGAAAAAACAACAGAAGUUGCUCACACGUUUCUUGCUCUAAUUAGCACCAUGACAGAUAGAUAUUCUUUGUUACCACAACCAGGCCAUAGGCUGCAAUUUGUCGAAUUGGAGCUUGAAUUAAUAGAUGACUUAAGAGUAUCUUUAUUGCAAAUAUUACAUUUAGAAAGAGCUGACCCAAUCAAUUCAAAGGUUCCUGCAAUUUUAAAUACAGUCCACCACCUUAAAACAGCCUUAGAACAAUAUGAUGUCAGCCCAACAGUGUUGUUAUUACAACACUACAAAAGUCAGUAUAGUACCAAUGAAAAUGAUGGAGGUAUAUUCCAUGAAACGAUUACACUUUUAGAGAGGCUUCAGGUCCAGCUUCUUGAAGAGCUCAGCGCAGCAGUAUUGAUGGAAGUGAAAGCUAGAAGUAGGCCUUAUAGAAAAUUUAGGUGGUUUUCACUGACAGAUGAUGAUUUUGAUGGAACAAGUGUGACUCAGGAGGCUUGUCCUAUGUUCCAAGCUCUUGCAGACAACUUACACAAACUUCAUGAAUCGCUUUCAGAAAAAAUGUUUGGGUCGUUAUGGAGAAUGGUUUCAUCACAACUGAAUAAUUUUUUAUAUGAAGAAUUAAUUCUCAACAAUACUUUUUCCAUCACUGGAGGUCGAGUUUUGGAAAAAGAUAUUAUGAAAUUCCUUAUUCCAUUGUUUCAACAGUAUACAUCAGCUCCGAUUCCAUAUUUCUUCCCAAUCAAAGAAGCUUGUAAUCUACUUUCCUUACCCAGUUUACCAAUUGCUGUAAAAAAGGCUGUACUUACUGAAAACCUUCAUGAAAUGAAAUUCGGCCUGUCUGAAAAAAUAAAACAUUUGAAUUUAGAACAAGCCGCAGCUGUCUUGAGCCACAGGAUCGAUGUCGCUCCUUCUCUUAUUUAAUAUUACCUGUGAUUGAUUAAGUCCUAUUAUGUUUAUUAUUAUUGUUUAAUUGAUUUUAUUUAUUAAACACUUUAUAUUUUCUUAGAUUUUAUAUUAAGAGUUUAUAUUUUCAAUAAAAUGUUUUCUGUUAUUUUUGUCCUGUUUUGUUUUAUUAUAAUUAUUCCAUUUUAUCUUAUGUUAGAACAUCCAUUUUAUCUUACAAAACGUGACUAUUUCAUGCCCAAUACUACAAGGCCAAGUGCAUCUUGUUUAUUAAAUAACAUUUGAAGUUUGUAUGAAAAAAAAUUGGACUAAUCAUUAAAAAUAAAACACGGGACAGUGAUCACAGUUAAAUACUGUACAUUUUUUAUGGGCACAAAGUAAUGUAUAAUUUGUAAUACUGCACCAUAUACAAUAUUUUAAGUUCUUUCU
Nezara viridula (southern green stink bug) is the source of this 2817-nucleotide messenger RNA. Lineage: Eukaryota; Metazoa; Arthropoda; Insecta; Hemiptera; Pentatomidae. The record is from the annotation of a GenBank genome assembly.